AUGGACAGCAAGACAGAUAAGAGCAGACGAAGGUUGCUGGGCCUACCUCGUGCACAUUCCCGUCAGAAAAUGCAACUUCGAACCGUGAGCCUUUACUCCCGUCCACGAAUCAUCGACACAAAUACGAAAGAGCAUCAACCACAUCCUCCAAGCACGAAAGGGCAACAAUCAAAUCCGCUCGUGGACCUUCCCCUCGAAUUAGUCCUAACAAUUGCGGGAUACCUGGACAAAGAGUCGCAGAACCUUCUGGCUUUCUCCUGUCGACGUUUCUAUGUCGCUCUUCACUCCAAACUCGACUUGACCCUUGAAAACAAGGACGCAAAGCUACGGUUCCUGCGAGUUCUGGAAAAUGACUACCCGAGAUAUCUGACAUGUCCAUUCUGCGUUGUGAUGAAUCCUUGGGCAAAGAGGGUCGGCCGCCCCUUCGAAUGCCUGCAUGUCGAGCGUCACACGUUUCUCGAUUAUAUCGUAUCCAAACCUUCUUUCCUCAAAAAGUUGUACAUGGAUGUUGCGAUAACGCCUCGAGUGGUCGACCUCAUCUUGCGAGCUUACGAUCUUGGUCCUAAGUACGGCUUGCCUGUAACUUACCUGAACUCAACUAUCCGGCAUAAAGGUAUCCAUCUUGCAAUGCCUGUCUCUCAGUCAAAUGAGGCACGAGUGGUCGACGGCCAGCUUGUACUGUAUAGCCGAAUGGCGGCAAAGGCCCUCGAUACGUGGUUGCAGCCGAGCCAAUUUCGCGACUUCGUAUAUCCGACUCAGACCUCGAACGUGUGUCUACAUUUCACUCAACAGAUACAGAACGAGAUAAGAUCUGGAAUCAAAACAUCACAAGAAUACUUCAAGGAGUUAUGGUUUCUCUGCACCAUAGUGGUUGAAGGACCCAGCGUGGACGUCCUCCUCAAGUGUCGCUGGUGCGAGACAGAUUACCGCCUGCACCUGAUCAUCGGUGAAACCCCUGAGGAGGAGGACUGGCUGAUUUUCGAAGUUUGGAGGAACUACGGACGAAGAUAUGACGAUAGAGUUGCGGUUAAGCAGAUGUUUCAUCAAGCACUUCUGGUGAAGCCGGAGCAGGAAGAACUCACAAGAAGGAAUGUACAAGCGAUCUUUGAGUCCCAACCAGCGUCUCGUCCACGCCGAAGAAUCUUUUGGGUCGGUCAGCAGUUCAGAAGGGGCUAA
This is a messenger RNA of Fonsecaea multimorphosa CBS 102226, 1176 nucleotides long. RefSeq lists its product as uncharacterized. The record is from RefSeq and is a predicted model, not a curated record. Bases 1 to 1176 code for a protein of 391 amino acids. The transcript has a single exon. Gene Ontology annotation, molecular function: protein binding. Lineage: Eukaryota; Fungi; Ascomycota; Eurotiomycetes; Chaetothyriales; Herpotrichiellaceae.